Plectropomus leopardus (leopard coralgrouper) is the source of this 1456-nucleotide messenger RNA. It is a transcript of the gene grap2b, whose product is annotated as GRB2 related adaptor protein 2b. Lineage: Eukaryota; Metazoa; Chordata; Actinopteri; Perciformes; Serranidae. Gene Ontology annotation, molecular function: protein binding. The record is from RefSeq and is a predicted model, not a curated record.
GAGGUUUGUCACUUCUCUUUGUAAACUGCACAAUUUCAGCUCUGUGGGAAGAAUACACAUACAUGCUCAUUUAUAAUGGAGGCUACGGCCAAGUACGACUAUGAAGCUACCGCUGGUGAUGAACUCAGCUUUAAAAAAGGAGAGCGAUUGCAGAUUCUGCAGACCACUGGAAACUGGUACAAAGGAGAACUCAAUGGAUUUGAAGGGUUUGUACCCAAAAACUUCAUCAACAUUCAUCUGCCAAGCUGGUACCAGGAAGACUUGAGUCGCAGUGACGCUCAGGAGAAGCUGAUGCAGCAGCCUGUGGGGGCCUUCAUCAUACGGGGGAGUACAACUGCAUCUCAACGAGAUUUCUCCAUCUCUGUCAGACAUGAAGCAGAUGUGCAGCACUUCAAGGUGCUGCGGGACAGUAGAGGGCAGUAUUAUCUCUGGUCAGAGAAGUUCCCUUCCCUUAACCAGCUGGUGGAAUAUUACAAAAACACAUCUAUCUCCAAACAGAGUCAAAUAUUCCUACAAGAGACACAACAACAGCAAAGAGGAGGCCCAGACAAUUUACCGCUGCUUCCCACUCCUCGACUCUCCAACUGCCCACCUAGACCUGCACCACGACAGCACAGAGCCUCCACCAAGCUGCAGGUUAGAGCUCUGUACAGUUUCCAAGCUGAAGAGAAAGACGAGCUGGAGUUCAACGCGGGUGAUAUCAUCAACGUCCUGGAGUGCUCCGACCAGGCCUGGUGGAGAGGUGAGCUGAGGGGCAAAACCGGCCUAUUUCCCUCCAGCUACACCAAACCUAUCUGAGAGGAACACGCUUCCAGAUACAUGAAUAUUAUAGUAUUAGUUGUUUGUAUUAAGCUUCAUGUCUAAUAUUAUUUCAUACAAAUUCAUUGUAACUUACAGAAGUCACAACCCUAAACCAGCAGCAACAGCUGCAGCGUGUCAUGACAGAAGAUGUCAGCUGUCGAGAAUAAAAUGAAGACUAACUUGUUUGGUGCACACACACACCCACACACACACACGCAAAGAGUACAGGGGAUUUCUGUUUAUCAUCACACAUAAAACAAACCGCUGUAUGUCCUGUACAAUGGAUACAAUAGGGUGACUGUUUUGGCUAUAAAAAGUUCCCAGGUCUUCUCAAAAAAUCAAUAUAGUUUACAUAUUAUAUAAUCUACACAUGAUGCAUUUCAUUUAAGAUAUGUAAAAAAGUGUCAAAACGAUUUUCAGUUACCAUCUCAACAACGUAUUUAUUUUCACAUUGUUUUCUUUAAUAAAAACAAUAAUGGGCAUUAUUAAUGAGAGCUGACAAUACGUUUUUUAACAAUAAUCAUACAUUAUCUUGACCUGUCCAGUGGUGGAAUGUUACUAAGUACAGUUACUCGAGUACUAUAGUACAGAUUAGAGGUACUUUUACUUACUUAUUUCCUUUUCCGGCCACUUAAUACUUCUACUCCACUAUAUU